Megalops cyprinoides (Indo-Pacific tarpon) is the source of this 2800-nucleotide messenger RNA. Its product is annotated as dynein assembly factor 5, axonemal-like. Gene Ontology annotation, cellular component: cytoplasm. Bases 1 to 2523 code for a protein of 840 amino acids. The record is from RefSeq and is a predicted model, not a curated record. Gene Ontology annotation, molecular function: dynein intermediate chain binding. Lineage: Eukaryota; Metazoa; Chordata; Actinopteri; Elopiformes; Megalopidae. Gene Ontology annotation, biological process: cilium movement; outer dynein arm assembly; inner dynein arm assembly. The transcript has 13 exons.
AUGGCGGCAGGAGACGAGCGUGCUGCCUCGGAAGUUUUGCGAGGUCUGGCCCGUCACCUGAACUGUCUCAACGAGGACAACAAGAGCACCAGGAAACGGGCUCUGGAUGCCAUCAAGAAAGAGACAUUUGAUAAAGGGCUUUCGAGCGCCGUGCUCCAGGAGGUAUUCGCAAGUCUCCUUAAACCGCUCUUGAAAUGCCUGUCAGAUCCGAUGGAGAGAUGCCGGGAGACCGCCGUGCAGAUGAUCGGGGACUUUAUUCGGUGUGUGCCCCAGCCGGAGGACUGUUUGCCCUAUCUCAUGCCCACUCUUGUCUAUCGGCUCGGUGGCAAGGAGAUUCUGGAGCCGGCAGAGGAACUUCGGCUAUCGAUGCUGGAGGUUCUGACCCUGACCGUGGAGGUCUGCGGAAGCUGCUUGGCUCCUUAUGUAGACGACAUGGUGAAAAUAUUGCAGAGGACAAUCGUUGAUCCCUUUCCGGACGUCAAAAAGGAGAGUUGUAAAUGUGCUGUACAUUUGGCUAAGUCAAUACCAGAGCAUUUCCACAUGCAGGCGGAGAGCCUGAUCAGGCCGCUGAUGCUGACCAGCUCACACCAGCACUCCCGCGUCCGCGUGGCGGCCAUCGAGGCCACGGGCGCGGCCAUCCGCUACGGCAGCGGCAAGAACGUGGACGACGUGCUCUCGCACCUGGCCCAGAGGCUGUUUGACGACUCGCCUCAGGUGAGGAAAGCUGUGACCUUGGUGGUGGGGAACUGGCUGUUGCACCUACCGGACAGGUACUCCUACUUCCACAAGCUGAUCCCUCUUCUCCUGAGCAGCCUCACCGACGAGAUCCCGGAGAUCAGGCUGCUGGCCGCGGAGCUCUGGAGGCAGACGGGUGCACAGUGGGAGAAGGAGAACGAGGAGGACCUGAAGGAUAAGCUGGACUUCCUCACCUCCUCCCCUAUGCGCUACCCAGCUGGAGUGGAGAGGCCGGGGCUGGGCUGCCGGGAGCUGGUGUGCCGGAACCUGUCGCGGGUGCUGCCGGCGGUGAGCAGGGACGUGGGGGACUGGCUGGCGGGAACGCGCCUGAAGACUGCGCAGCUGCUGCGCGUUCUGCUGCUGCACGCCGAGGACCACAGCACCCAGCACCUGCAGCCGCUGCUGUCCACGCUGUACCGCGGCUGCGCAGACGCCGAGCCCGACGUCGGCAAGAGCUGUCUGGAGUCCGCCGAGCUGCUGGGCACCUUCGUCAGCCCAGAGGUCUUCCUCAAACUGCUCCUGGCGCACGUGGAGAAUCCUUCCUCCUCCUCAUCUUCCUCAGGCCCGCUCAUGGUCUUGGCUGCGGUGCUGAGGGGAAGCUCUCGGGACGCCCUGCGCCCUCACCUCCUCUGGAUCGGAGGCACUCUCGCCCACUCCGACGUCUGUCAGGAAUCCCAGGAGACUCUGUACCUGGAUCAGUUGGUGGCUUGUGUGCGGGCGCUUCUCAGUGUGUGUGAGGGGGACUGUGGGGCCAUCAGCCUCCAGCUGCUGCAGGUCCUAGUGACAGUGCAGAGCCUGUCCACCGAGCCAGAGUUUCAAGACAAGGUGCAGCAGACAUUGAUGGCCCUAUGUGCAGUGCAGAGUUUGGGUGGGGUGCUGGAGCUGUACCAUCAGCACAUGCCCCAGCUGAUGGACUGGCUGUCUCACACCCAGCUGUCCUGGACCAGCUACUCCGUGCAGAGGCUGCAGCUGGAGGUCAUCGCCGUCCAAUCAGGCCCGGUGAUUGGAGAGUUCCUCCCCUUGCUGAUGCCCCUCUUGCGAGGCUGUGUGCAGCCCAGUCGAGACCCUGAGAUGAGACUGCACAUCUUCACCCUGCUGUCCCGCCUGCUGCUGGACGCGCCCAACACGCUGGACUCGCAGGGGAAGUUCUGUGAGCACCUGGAGGAGUUCCUGCUGGAGCUGCUGCUGCCGAACCUGGUUUGGCACGCCGGGCGCACCGCCGCUGCCAUCCGCACCACCACCCUCACCUGCCUGCUGGCCCUGCUGCGGGGCGGCGCCAUCACACCUGCGCAGCUGGUCAAUGUGCAGGAGAAAUUAACCCCUCACAUUCUGGCUGCGCUGGAUGAGGACUCUCAGAUGUCGCGUCUCCUGGCCUGUCGCUCUACCUCCUCCCUACUGAGACUCAUCGGAGAGGGUCUGCACCCUGACGCCCUCAACAAGAUCUACCCCGAGCUCCUGAAGCGUCUGGAUGACAGCAGUGAGGAGGUGCGGGAGGUGGCUCUGGGGGCCCUGGGCCGCUGGCUGUCCUGCCUGGGGAAGGACUACGACCUGCUCACCUGUCGCCCCCAUCUGGAGUUCCUGUUCCAGCAGCUGCUGCUGCAGCUGGACGACCCCGACAGCCGCAUGCAGGACAGGGUGCUGGAGGUCCUGAAGGCUGCCGGUGCGGUGCACCCUGCACUCCUGCAGCAGGAAGUGACGUCAGUGAGGGACAAACAUCGCAGCCCCGCCCACUGUGACCUGCUGCUGGAGCACCUCCACUCCCUGGCCCUGGGACAGGACUCGGCCUAGACACCACCAGGACAGCGGAGGCAGGGAUGAACACACAUGGACAGCCACAAAAAAAGACCUGGACAUGAACACACAGGCUGGACAAAGAUGCAUACACAACGGACACGUACACACACUAACACACACACACACACACACACACACACACACAACAACGACAGCGUACAGCCUCAAAGUGCAAAAGGGCAUGUCACUCACAUGCGCACACACACUUUUCAUGGGCAUUGAUUGCAGUUUUUGGGAAAAACAUUUUUAAGAAGAAGAGUGUCACAAUACC